This is a messenger RNA of Equus quagga, 1823 nucleotides long. RefSeq names its product schlafen family member 12 (gene SLFN12). The record is from RefSeq and is a predicted model, not a curated record. The transcript is spliced from 4 exons. Lineage: Eukaryota; Metazoa; Chordata; Mammalia; Perissodactyla; Equidae. The coding region runs from base 90 to 1823 and encodes 577 amino acids.
CUCGAGUAGCGGUAAGGGACCGUGCCUCCGGGGAGCGGCGCGCUCGCGGAAAAAGAUUUCCGCUUGGAAAUUGAACAGCUCCUGGGAAGAUGGACAUCUGUACUGAUUUGCAAACUAACUAUGCUGACCUGGUUCUGGAUGUGGGAAGAGUCACUCUUGGGGAGAAGAAUAGAAAUAAAAUGAAAGAUCGUCAACUGAGAAAAAAGCAGAAUGAUAAAAUCUCACGAGCUGUGUGUGCUGAACUGAAUUCUGGAGGGGGCGUGAUCAAGGCCGAAAUUGAGAAUGAAAACUAUAGUUUCAAAACUGAUGGAAUAGGAUUAGAUUUGGAAAAUUCUUUUGGGAAUUUGCUUCCGUGCGUUGGUAAAUACCUGGACUUCAUGCAGCAAGAUAAUUACUUUCUGAUUUUUGUCAAAUCAUGGAGCUCAGAAAUCCCUGGUCUGAAAAUUGUCACCUUGAGCUCCAAUUUGUACAAAAGAGAUAUAACAUCUGCAAAAGUCAUGGAUCCCAUUGCUGCACUGGAGUUCCUCAAAGACAGGAAGGAAAGAGGAGAGGUAUUGUCUCCAAAACCGUUAUCGCCGCCAAAGAGGUUGUGUUUUGGUGUACAAGAAGAAAGUAACAUAGAGGCCGCAGCUGCUGACUUUUUUAACAGGACGGAACUUAGGUAUAAAGAAAAACUCACUUUUACUGAAUCCACGCAUGUUGAAAUGAAACAGUUCUCGACAGAAAAGUGGUUUCAACGCAUUAAAGAGAUUCUCCCUCAGUAUGUUUCUGCAUUUGCAAAUACUGAUGGGGGAUAUUUGUUUAUUGGUGUAAGUGAAGAUAAACAAGUGAUUGGCCUUAGAGCAGAAUCAAGUGAUCUUGACAAGUGGAAAGGAGAAAUAGAAACAUCCAUUAGGAAGUUGCCUGUCUAUCACUUCUGUGGGAGGAAUAGGGAGAUAAAAUACUCACACAAAUUCCUUGGAGUAUAUGAUGAAGGACAUCUUUGUGGGUAUGUUUGUGCUCUCAAAAUACAGCGAUUCUGCUGUGCCGUGUUUGCUAAAGAGCCGGACUCCUGGCAUGUGGAAGACAACCGUGUGAGGCAGAUGACCGUGAAUGAAUGGAUCCGGUUCAUGGUGGAUGCUGAACCAAGUGAGGAAGGACCACAUUUUUCCAGCUUAUUUGAAGAGAUGGGGCUUCAGCGAAGUAGGUUGUCACCAAUUCCCCGGAGUCAGCCUGUUGAUAAUUGUAAGCAUUUGGAAAGUUGGAAGCAGAGAUGUCACCUUCCAGUGCCAUCAGAAAAGACAACAUAUGUUCCAGAAGCUCUCUACAUGAAACUAUUCUUACAACAUGAAGGACUUGCACAGGUAGUACAUAAAGCAGUGGGCUCUGUUCAUCAAGGUACAUUGAUCUUUUCUAGGAGCUGGUCUUUGGAUCUAGGCUUACAAGAGAAUGAAAAUGUCAUCUGUGAUGCUCUUCUAAUUUGCAAGGACUGUCCACCAGUCCUCUAUACCUUCCUCAGGGUACUGGAUGAGGGGUUAAAAAGCUAUUCUAUACAAACUGCCUUAACUUUAAAGCAGAAACUGGCAAAAAUUGGCGGUUACACUGGGAAAGUGUGUAUCCUGACAAAGACCUUAUCCUUGAGUGAAGAAUCUUCUACCUCAACUGAAGGCAGUGCAGGGCUUCAUCAUGGUUCAAGCCUCCCAGCACUUUACCCUACGCCGUACAAUUGUAUAACCAGUGAAACAAUGAAAGACUUGAAGAAGGCCCUUUUUGUAGUCUUAAAGAGACAGAGAUCUUCGAGUGAGCAGUUUGCCUCUGAGGUUUCUCAGCACCUCUUACAGUAG